This is a messenger RNA of Triticum aestivum (bread wheat), 1557 nucleotides long. RefSeq lists its product as uncharacterized. The coding region runs from base 28 to 1509 and encodes 493 amino acids. Lineage: Eukaryota; Viridiplantae; Streptophyta; Magnoliopsida; Poales; Poaceae. The record is from RefSeq and is a predicted model, not a curated record. The transcript has 3 exons.
UGGCGUCAUAUACAUUUCCUACUGCCAAUGCAAGAUGCUGCCCGUGCUGCCUGUGUGUCUCACUCCUUUCUAUGCUCCUGGAGAUGCUAUCCCAAUCUUAUCUUCGUGGAAGAAACAAUGUGCUCCAAAGAAAAUUUACGUAAGACAACAGUGGGAUCAAAUGGUAUACGAGACUACAACAACAAUAUCCACCGUGUUUUAACAAACCACUCAGGUGCUGGCGUGAGGAAAUUCAGGCUUGAAUAUCAUGUUCCUUAUGAUGCAAAAUCAUAUCGCCGUCUCAGUAGUUGGCUUCAGAUUGCUGUCACACCAAGUAUUGAAGAACUCAACCUUGUAGUAUGGCCGAAAGAGGCAACAUUUAUUUCGCAAAAAAGAAAGAAAAAGGCAACGUUUAACUUUCCAAUCACACUGAUGUCUGACCUGUGUAAAGGCUCAAUUCAGCAUCUUCACCUUACCAAUGUGGACCUGCAUCCAACAUUUCAACUUGGUUUGAGAACCUUGAAAUCGCUCCAUCUGCAUGGCGUGAAUAUUACGGGGGACGAGUUAGGGUGCCUUCUAUCUAAUUCCUUUGCUUUGGCACACUUGAGACUUCAAUAUUGUCAUGACCUCAUUCGCCUGGAGAUACCUUGUCUGCUGCAGCGGCUCAGGUUCCUGGAGGUGCUUGAAUGUAGUCUUCAAGUGUUAGAGAUCAAUGCUCCAAAUAUCUCCAGAUUCCGUUUCAUGGAUUAUGAUGUGCAACUCUCGCUUGGAAAGUCACGGAAAAUGAAGAACCUGAUGUUGAACAAUAGCUGUGGCAUCAGUUAUGCUAUUGACAACCUUCCUUCCUGUGCGCCGAAAGUUGAGACUCUUACCAUACAUUCUAGUUAUGAGAUAAUUAAUGCACCAGUGGCGUCUGGCAAAUUUUGCCACCUCAAGAUCUUGAUUAUUUAUUUUUUGGGACUCCAUUCUCAUCGGGACUAUGAUUAUUUAUCCUUGGUUUCUUUUUUUGAUGCUUCUCCUUUGUUGGAGAAGUUUGUCUUGUUUGUAUCACCUGUGCAGUCCAAGUAUGACUGGUUUGAGGGGGAUCCCUCAUCUCUGAGACAAAUGUCAGAACACCGCCAUCGCAACCUCAAGAGUGUGAAGAUCAGCAGUUUCUGCCCCCAAAAAAGCAUGGUUGAGCUAGCACGUCAUAUUCUUGAGAAUGCAACAUCGCUUGAGUGCCUUACAUUGGACACUACUCCUAUUAGUUACCGAUGUUCUGGCGAUAUAUUGGACAGGAAAUGCCCUCCACUGGAAACUGCAUGUGUAAGGGAUGCACAUAAAUCGCUCUUGGCUGUGAGAACAUACAUCGAGGGGAAAGUUAGCUCUACAGUCAAGUUAAACCUACUAGGGCCUUGCACCCGGUGUUAUGCUAUGUGCAAUUCAGAUGUGAAAUCAUCAUGCUUAUCCUGUGUUAAAUUAUGUAAGUUUAGCUGUGUUGUGCUUUGCAUUUUAAGUUUGUAUAGCUGUCUAGUGUUUGGGGUUCUGUGAUACUACUUUCUUUAUCAGCAGACAAUCCAUUUUAUGUAAUAUUACUGG